Crotalus tigris (Tiger rattlesnake) is the source of this 3499-nucleotide messenger RNA. Its product is annotated as nuclear receptor subfamily 1 group D member 2-like. NCBI's taxonomy places the organism in Eukaryota, Metazoa, Chordata, Lepidosauria, Squamata, Viperidae. The transcript is spliced from 8 exons. Gene Ontology annotation, molecular function: RNA polymerase II cis-regulatory region sequence-specific DNA binding; nuclear receptor activity; zinc ion binding. Gene Ontology annotation, biological process: hormone-mediated signaling pathway; negative regulation of transcription by RNA polymerase II; cell differentiation. The coding region runs from base 745 to 2400 and encodes 551 amino acids. The record is from RefSeq and is a predicted model, not a curated record.
ACAGCUCCACUGUGUUUCCUCCUCCCGCCCCGCCUCCUGCCCAUGUGCAGCCGCGGAGCUGAUGUCAUCGCUUGGGCUGCCCGAAUGUGUGUCAGUGGGGCAAGCCUUUGAUUCUGUCACAUGCAGGCUACACAUGAGCCAGCCACGGAGCUACGCCAGAUCCUAACUCCCCCGCGCCUUGCCUGGCUAGAAAACAACAGCGUUUUCUGGAGUUGAACAAGCAAAAAAAUAAACCAGCCACAGCAGGAAAGCUCACCCACAUAGCCUCGAAUUAAGGGAACUGGGUUGGGGAGGGGAGCGACUCGGUUACAGAGCCUUUUGCCGAGCCUUGCUUCAGAAAGCACGUGAAGUCGCAAUCGAGAACACGACGCUGCUUCCUGGAAGCACAAACCAUUUUGCAGAGCUCGGUGGCUCAGGAGUCGGCAAGCACGCGCGCGCGCUCUUUCUCUUCUCUCUCUCACAUAUACACACGCCGGCAGGAGAAGAGGGGGGUCGGUGGAGAGGAUUCCCUCACCGCGCACAGCCGGCUUGAUACCGAUCGCCCCCUUUCUAGUCAUUUUUGCUCAUUUGGGAGAGCGGAGUCCUUCCUACGAAAGCAAGCAAGCAAGCAAGCGAACCCAACGUGCAACUCUUCAUUGCCUUCCUCAAGGCGAUUCCCUACCACCACCACCACCCUUUUUUUUUUUUUGCAACCCAAGAACCAGGUUUGCAUUAAUAACGGGAGGACGGCGAGAGAGACCCAGCAUGGAUAAUAAUUCCGGUGGCGUGAUCCUCUAUGUGGGUUCAACAGCUGGCUCCAGCCCCACUCCAGGCAGCCCUCCCAGUGGAUAUCUGGUAUCUUCACCCCAACACUCACUGCCAUCCUCGUUAGAAGAGCUGACCCUCACCGAGAUUGGAGCCAUCAAGCCACAGCAGGCCAGCUCCCCCUCUUCACCCAAGGUAGCCUUCCAGUUUCCUGAAGGGAUCUGCUACCCCAGCAAGGGCCAGCUACCCUCAACAUUAAAUAAGGUGCCUACCGCCAAGCAGAAUGGAGCCACCAGCACUUUCACAAAGACUGGUGGGAUGGUGUUGCUUUGCAAAGUUUGUGGAGACAUUGCUUCAGGCUUCCACUAUGGGGUUCACGCUUGUGAAGGAUGUAAGGGUUUUUUCCGCCGGAGCAUCCAGCAGAACAUCAACUACAAGAUGUGCGUGAAGAAUGAAAAUUGCAUGAUCAUGCGUAUGAAUCGCAACCGCUGCCAGCACUGCCGCUUCAAGAAGUGUCUGUCGGUGGGGAUGUCAAGAGAUGCUGUGCGUUUUGGGCGCAUCCCUAAGCGAGAGAAGCAGCGCCUGUUGGAUGAGAUGCAAAGCUACAUGAACAGCCUGAAUGAAGUCCCCAUGGAUGUGGGCCUGAGCUCUGAGGUGGAUGCUCCACCCAGUCCUAAUACCCAGGAAGAAGAGGCAAUAAAUGCCAUCUCCAGGGCUUACCAUGACAUCUUCCUUAGCGGGCAGGACCGCCUAGGCAGGCGUAGUAGCUCCCCAGGGGCAGAGACUGCCCCUUUGACCAACUACAACGAACAGCCGCAGCUGAAUCAUUCCCUGGGUUAUGGGCGAUACGAAUCAGCCACUCUCCACCUCUCCAGCUACAGCCCUGAAGAACCAACCUGUUUCGUUGACAACAGUCCCUCCUGCUAUGGCAAUGAGAUCUUCCAGAACCAGCAGACCAGUUAUCUUCAAAAUGCUGGAUGCUACCCACCCUUUGAUUUUGAUUAUUCUGAGGGAAAUGUCCAGAGGAGCUGUCUAUGGCGGGGAACCACCAGAAGGGGCAUUGCUUGUCCUCUGAAUGCCACCCCUUAUUGUGGCAGUGGCAAGAGCAGUCAGCAAGUGUGGGAAGAGUUCUUACAGUGCUUCACACCAGCUGUCAAGGAGGUGGUUGAGUUUGCCAAGAGCAUUCCAGGCUUCCAGUCACUCUGCCAGCAAGAUCAAGUGAUGCUCCUCAAAGCGGGCACUUUCCAGGUGCUGAUGGUACGCUUCUCCACCCUCUUCAGUCCCAAGGAGAAGAAAGUAACAUUUCUGAGUGGGGAAACAUAUUCACUUGGCAGCCUACGUUCCAUGGGCAUGGGCUCUCUGCUGGAUGCCAUGUUUGAGUUCAGCGAGAAGCUCAGUUCCUUGGGGCUAGAUGCACAGGAGAUGGCCCUCUUCAUGGCUGUGGUCCUUGUCUCAGCAGAUCGCUCUGGGGUCUCCGAUGUGGAUGCUAUUGAAAUUCUUCAGGAGACAUUAAUCCGGGCCUUGAGAACUCUAGUAAUCAAGAAGCAUCCAGAUGACUCCACGCUUUUCCCUAAGCUGCUUCUCCGUCUCCCCGACUUGAGAACUCUGAACAAGCAGCAUUCAGAGAAACCUCUUGCCUUCCGGAUCAACCCUUAAUUCCAGCACAUCAAUCUCAUAAGCCCUAAGACUUCAGGAAAGAAAAAAAAAAUCCACCAUCAAGUAAAUUUACUGCAGCGGACUAAAUGUUGCUCUUUGGGAAAUGACCGUAAUGAUGAAAUAAGAGGUGUAGAAAGGAUACGACAAAGGCAGGAAGCCUAUAGCCCCUGGCAGCUUGUUGGAGUAGAUCCAGUGAGGAGAGAGAUGGGAUGAAGGAAGGAAGGAUGCAUUUCCCAGAUAGCGCUCUCCACAGCACAAUGCAGACUGAAGAUCAUUUACGUGCCAAGAGAGAUCAGGCAAACAAACUAGACACAUCUGUUAUUUCUAAAUGGGUGUGGGUGUGUAUACACACGCAUGCAUAUAUCCACACAUAUAUUUCCAUACGGUGUUGUUUUGAGGCUCUACCCUGUAUAUAAAUGCACCAGCUACAUUGUACAUAAGAGUAAUCCUUGGUAGCUUUUGAGGGUGGGCAAAUGUAGGACCACCUGGUAAGGCAGUUACUGCAAAAUCUAGCUUCCUUAAUCUGCACGCUAGUGAAGUCCCAAGUCUCAAAACUUUUUUUCUUUUCCUUUGUUAGCCUCUGUUCCUUUGCUGCUAUUUUCAGAAAGUGUGUAUGUAUGUGUAUACACACAAACAAAAGAGAUUUUACUGAGUAGAUGGUCUGAUCAAAUAGGAAAUAGAAUUACUUAAGUUUUCCACCUCCACCCCUAUCUCGGCAACUGUUUAACUGACAUCCCAGUUCUCUUUCAUCUUGUUAGGUAUGAGUGUCUAGAUAAUACAUAUUUCAUAAAGAUCUCAAACAAAAAUACAAAAGGUCUUCCACCAGUUUGUGACAGAUUGGUUCUCCAUAAUUUGUGGCUACAACAGAAAGGCAGUAAGAGGAAGAAAGCUAUGGAGAUACUGUCAAUUGAUCAGAAGUCUAGUAUUUCAGCAAGUGAUAGGAAAUUGAUUGUAGUUGGAUGACUUGAAAGAGCUACAAGUAGUCCUCAACUUACAACACUUCAAAGUUACAAUGGCACUGAAAAAAAUAACUUACGAUCAUUUUUCACACUUAGGACCACUGAAGCAUCCUCAUGGUCGUGUGAUCAAAAUUCAGAGG